AGAAGGAAAAUGUGGGUUCUGGAAGGGAAUGGGUACUUUUGGGAGCAAUGAAACUAACAGACACUGUCCCACUUAUCUGAUCAAAAACUAUGGAAUCCAUCACAAGACCAUUGUUCAGAACUGAACCAGACAGACAGAGAUGACGGUGGCACAGGUGGAGGGCCGUUGCUCACAUUGCCAACUGACAUGCAAGAAUCAGUUGUGAUGGUUUAGCAACCAUGACAUGCUGCCAAGCAAGCUCCAGUCCAUGACAUGCUCCCACCCAAGCACAUACUUUUGUUCAUGUUCGAGACCUUGAUGGCGAGUCAGUAUUCGAAUUGAGCACAAGUUUGUGGAGUAAGUCGGUUGCAAAUGUAGAAACUCUUCAUGUGCUCUGUCUCAAGCGGACUGAGGAACGAGAAGAUUGGAUCGGUUAGUCAUCAUGAGCAGCGACCUGAAGCCUGGUUUUGUGCGCCAGGAAGUGGCCAGUGAGUGUGUGUAUGAAGAUAGAAGCAGUAAUCCUGCAAGCGCCAAGGCCAUCCCCUUUGCAGUGGUCUCAUGCUCCAGCCAGGAUGAAGACUUCCCUGUAAGUGAGCUGAACAAUGAUGCGUUAGGUCGAGGUUGGCAAAGCUCAAGAUUCUGCUUAUUCCCUCAAGAAAUAGUAUUGGAGUUGCAGCAUCCAUCACGAAUCAUUAACAUGCAGUUGCUCUGUCACGAAUUUAUGAUCCCCUCUAAAGUGGAGAUCUUUGUGAGCAUGAUUAAUCCACAUGUUCACAGUAGCGACACAGUUGGGCAGAUGAAGCGCCUUGGAUACUUCUCAUUAGAUCCAAAUGAUCGAAGCAACCAUCAGGCAAGAGAACUUAAGAGCGUUUAUGUGGACUCUUCAGCAGCAACCAUAAGAUUACUUCUACACAACUGCUACACCAAUAAAUUGAAUAUCUUCAAUCAGGUGGGUUUAAUGGCCGUCAUCAUUACGGGUGAACAUCUUGGAGGUCAGCAGGGCGAGUAUUUCAACCAGCAUGAAGUUACAAAGUCUUCUCUCAUAUCCACCAUUCAGGUUGCACGCACGAAGGGGAUGGAUACCAGAGUUUCGGCUCCAAGUUCAAAAGCAGUUGCUUUUGACUUUGCUGAAGUGGAUAUUGCCUCAGGAGCUCGUCUUCGUCAGUUGUUUCAAGAUAAAGUCGCCGCAGUUGGAAAUGAAGACUAUGACGAAGCCAAGCGUUUGAAGAAAUUGAUUGAGAAGUUGAAAGAGCUGGGAAAGAAACUGAAGCAGUUUGAGCGUCGGAAGUUUGCAGCCGUUGAAGUGGAGGACUAUGACACUGCAAAGCUCUGCAAGAUGGAAAUGGAACGGUUGCAACGCGAUGAGGGUUUACUUGAUCAUGAACAUAUAGUCAGACCUAAAUUUUCAGACAGGUUAGAGAGCGGGAUUGCCACAAAAUUACCAGACAACUUGCAAGAACGAUCGUCGUGUGAGGAGACGAAAGAAAUAUGGAUGCAAACAGUGAAAGAUUUGAACAAUGCCGUCAAACUAAACAGACGUCUUGAAGAUCAUGAAAAUUUGGCAUCCUGCGAUGGGAUAUUAGAUUUCAAACCUGCUUAUUCUUCUUUUAAGAUUCAAGAAAGGGAUUUUGAAGUGAUCUCAACCUCCUCAGUCCUGUCAAAUGAAAAGCCAAAAGAAGUUAUUCCGGAGAUCCUUCCAUGGUAUCAGGACCACAGCAUCCUCAAUACCUCAGAGAUUUCUCCUCCGCCUACUGUGAGUCAAGCUCUACGAGCGAUAUCCUCCCGCACUUUGCCACCUUUGAUGAAGCUGCAGAAUGUGAUCAGUUGUUCACCAACUCCUCUGAUAUGUGGAACAAAUGAAAACGGAUUUUCAGAUAAAUACUUGCCGGGAGUUAACGUUGCAUCAUCAGAUAUGCGACAAUCAGUACCUACAUCUGCAAAGCUAAUCGCUUCGUCAAUGUCGUCAUCAACAUUUUGUGCUACUAAUACAACCCCUCCGGCUGAUCUUUCAGCGAAUGUUCUCACUCACCUACAGCAGGAGUUACCUGUUGCUACAAGUCCAUCGCUGUUAACAUCCUCGCUAGUAUCGACGUCCAACUUCAAUGAGGCUUCAUUCACGCCACGUUUGGCGCCACUGAAGCUACACCUGGCCACCUCUCCAACAGGAUUGCUCAAUUCUAGUAACCAUGAACCUGCGACCACUACUACAACCACUGGAACUCAAUACCAACCUGAAAUGCCACCACAUCCGUCACUAUUGCCAACCUCACCAAUGCAGGAGGAGUCUGUUUUAUGCGCUUGCCCAAGUACAACACCAAGGGUUUCCGUGGAUUCAAAUGCUGAUCAUAACUCUGAGGGCUUGUUCAGCUCAACACCUGAAUCUCAACAGUACCAUGAGGCAAAUACGACGCUGAUGGUUCAAGAGCAAACAUUGCCUGUUCACAAUGGAGACGUUCCGAGCUCUGUUACAGCUACUGGGAAUGAGUUAGUACCAGAACCACUAGCAGACAACGUGAAAAUGGAAGCUGGACCUUUAUUAUCUGUCAUGGACUUUCACCAUGUGGAAUGCUUGUUCAGCAAGCAUUGGCAAUUGCGAGAUAAAGCUCUUCAGUUUCUUAUUGAUGAAGUGUCCGCAAAUAAAUUGUUGGAGGAACCUGGCCCUUCCUUCAGAAUGAUGAACAAAGUCCUACUUCGGACACUCAAUGACAGAGUUGCUAAUGUAUUCAACACGUCUCUGCAGCUUUUACGCGCCGUCAUAACAACUUACACAUCGACAGUCCCACAUCGAGACCUACACAUUGCAUCAAGUGGAUUUACAGUUAUUCUUCUUGAGAAACUCGGGGACCUCAAUGCUCGGACGAAGGAAGGAUCCUUCGAGACACUGAUGUUUCUCGCAUCCAGAAAGGAAAUAGGAAUCAUGGUGCUCUCUGGGCCUCUGCUCAAACUGCCGAAAAAUCAGGCCAAUUGGAGGCCAGUUUUGGGCCGGUUGCAACUGCUUCAACAUGCCGUACCCCUCUAUGGAAUACAACCUCCUAAUGGGACUGGCUUUCCUUCGGAUGCUCUCAUGAAUUUUGUCAUCCAAGCCUUCAACAACCCGAAUGGGGAAGUUAGAAACCAGGCAAUCAAGGUGACGACGGAGGUCUACAGAUCUAUAGGGCCUUCUGUGGACAAGUACCUCAAGGGCAUCAAGCCUCUGAUUAAAGAGAUUUUAACAUCCAAUUUUGAGAAAGUGGUCUGCGAAUUCAAGAACGAGGAAGGAAAAGAUAGAUCAUUUACCCCAGACGAGCCUGGAAAGUCCCAGAGUGCUGGACCUAGUAGUGGUGGACUCCGACCUAUGAUUCAGGAUCAUAUUGAGGAACUCGAAUCUGGUGAUAAGGGGAAUAAACCCACUGCCUCUGCCAGCAUGUCAAAAGGUUCUGCAAUCAUAUCUGCGCUGUCGGGGCAGCUGGAGCAGAAAAUUGAAGAGCCUGAGACUCCGAUAACUUCGAGGGAGUUUCCUUUAAAAGGAUCACCAGACUACUACCAUGCCAAUUCAUACACGAAGGAAACUAAGUGGGAGCACAUCCAAAAAAACGCAUUGUUGGUUGAAGUAAAUGAAGAUUUGACGGAAUCGGAAGCUGCAUAUGAUUAUCACUCAGUGCAAACUCACUCAUCAGAUGAGGUGGCUUCCCCUGACACCCAGAAUGCACAGAAUGCAGACAAUUCUUCCGUGGACAAAGACGAAAAUGUGGACUCGUGCUUGUUCUGUGGCAAACAGGACGCUCGUUUCAAGGAAGGCGAUAACUUGGAUCUCCACUUUUGUGAGCAGUGUCCCAUGCUUGCAAGCUGCAGUAGUUGCGGGCAGAUUGUUGAGAUAUCAUCAUUGAAGGAUCACUACUUGUUUGAGUGCGUGUCAGGAAGGAGGUAUGUUGAAUGUCAAAAGUGCUACCUAGCUAUUCCAGAGCUGCGACUCGCAGCGCAUCACAAGAGCAAGGACUGUAAGAUGAGUAAACAACACAAACUUUUAAGGUGUCCACUCUGCUAUCGAACAGUGCAUCCUAGUGACAAAGGCUGGCGUGAGCAUAUUCUGCAACAGCCUGGCUGCCUUCGAAACCCCAGGACGUCGAUUUAUGCAAGUUGAACUGCUGCGCCAUAAAUUCUGAACUUCCCAGUGAAAAACGGAACUGAAGUCUGAGUCAGUUGACUGCAUGAGGUCGGUGACUGUCUAGUGUAUGACCCUUUGGAUCGUCGGUGGGCUGAACUGAUCCACAACGGAGUUCAUGGAUCCACCGACGGAUUAGUAAAAACUCCAAGCUCUAAAAACUGUCGUUCAAAUGAUGUGCAGUGGUGAUCAACUGUUCAGAAGACUGUUAUGGAUCAUAUAUGUUUGUGUGUGUAUAUAUGUAUGUAUAUAUAUUCAUACUGGGUUAGGUUUCAAGUCCUCAUUUUGCAGGAUGUACCCACUCAAAUCUUACAUGGAAACCUCACAAGAGGCACAUGGUCUCA
Molecule: messenger RNA, 4464 nt
Organism: Physcomitrium patens
Lineage: Eukaryota; Viridiplantae; Streptophyta; Bryopsida; Funariales; Funariaceae
Cellular component (GO): cilium
Source: RefSeq, a predicted model, not a curated record